AUGCCGCCACGCGCUCGCCGCCACCGUGCCGCCGCCGCCGCCGCGAUGCCAAAGGACAACCUUCAACACUACGUCGACGGCGACUCGCUUCUCGGCAUCAUUCAAAUCAUUCUGCUGUUCAUCAGCCACUAUCCAAUCAGUCGCAUCGAUGAGUACGUUCCGAUCAUAUUCGCCGCGAUUCUCACGUUCCUUCAAAUGUACCUUGUGCAAUAUCGACGCGCGUAUCGUUUGAUCUACUGCGCGCGAAACGCCGUCAACAUUUCGAUAUGGUUCGGCAUUUUUGCGGCGUCGCCGUUCGGUGCCAUCAUCUUCUACGUGAUCGAGGCGAUUCGCCUCGCCAUCUUCAUCAUCCUCAGAUCAGCAUAA
This is a messenger RNA of Caenorhabditis bovis, 366 nucleotides long. The record is from the annotation of a GenBank genome assembly. Lineage: Eukaryota; Metazoa; Nematoda; Chromadorea; Rhabditida; Rhabditidae.